AUGCCAGAAAAUGAACCGAUUCGUCGGUUCGUGCCCUUACCGACCCAGUUUCUCCAAGAAGAAGAACCAAGUGAUACUGACGAAGAUGACGAUGAACAAAAUGCGGAGUACAAUCAACCCUUGGCUCAUUUUCAACACCCUGGUGCGCGUUCGGCUUUAACUUCGACCCAGGAUCACCAUCUGCAACCGUUUUCUUCAGGAAGAGCGAUCUCAUCCAGUACAUUUUAUGGGAUCUCCCAGCGAAGUUUGAAUUAUGGCCAAAAUCAUGGCGUUGCAGAUGAUAUGUCUUCAGGACAAACGUUGCGCAACUUUAUAGGUCGUCAUAUUCCAAAGAAUGACGACUGUUCCCAAAACUCAUACGAUUAUCAAGAAGUAUUCGAUGAUCCACAUCAAUUGAUACCUAGUUAUCACGAGUACUCAAUAACAGAUUCGCCGACGCAUUCAUAUUCCCCAACAUCUGGUGAUUCAGCUGGGAUACCUGAAUAUUUUAUUUCAAGAGGGGCAUCAACAGCGAUGCGUUCCGGUGGAUUAGGAUAUGGAAGCCAUACUAGUGAACAAGGAAACACAGUUUUCUGUGAACCUCAGCAAAGAUUGCAAGAACCAAAAGUUAUUUCAAAUGAAAGCAAUAGGUACACUGUUGUUGGGCACACGGUAGAAGGUCAACCGAUCUAUGCGCUGCAGUCUGUGAGAACGCAGGAUCGUCCAAGAUUACAUCAGGGUUCGCUGUAUCGUGUGAUGGAGAGUAGUGCUCAACCUCGCUAUGUGUUUUUACGCCAGCAAGUUGGACCUGCUCGUCGACCGCAAAGAGAUGAUAUUAAUUCACCCAAUGAAAAUUAUCGUGCUGUAGCACGUGAAAUUGUUGCGAAAGCCCUCGAAGAUAAGCGUCAAAAACAGCAAUUUUCACAGGAAUCGCAACCGUCUUCUUCAGGUAUCAGUGGUACUGCUGGGAAGCCAAAAAAGAAAUUAGUUGCACCAGAUGACGGAGAGAGUGAGAAAAUAAGUGGUUCGACAGUGGCUGCACAAGUUGCUGCGAUUCAGCGUUUUAGUACGCCACUUGGCUGGAAGCAGAUGGGAUCAUGGUUAAAAACUGCUGAGGCGAACGAAGAUUGGAGUCGUUUGAAAUUACUAUUAAGCCAAUGUUCGCAGGCAAAUCUAACCCUGGAAUUGUUGCAAUCAAACGAUACUCCGAAAUUUGUGCGUAAAUUAUCGAAGACUUGUCCUGAUCAAGACGUACGCAAAAUAUCUGGUGAUUUAGUGAUACGAUGGAAACGUUUAGUAUCCGCACCACCUCAGCAAGUACCUGAAGAAUUGAAAAAAGUUGGUUCUGCAAAACGUAAAACACCUCAUCCGGCAUCUGGAGGUGCGAGCAAAGCAAAGGUGAAGAAAGAUAAUUUGGAAACUACGAAAACUGCUGAAAAAGAAGUGGAUGGAAGCAAGCAAAAGGACAUUUCUGGAAAUAAAGUGGAAUCUAGUAAGAAGUCUCCAAGCAUCGAAUAUCCUGAAAAAUUAGACGCUUCAUCUGUCAAAGCCGAAAAGUCUAUGAAGGCUUCAUCUUCUAAAACUAAAGUAGAGAAAGCAGAGAAAUUAAAUGAGUCAGCGAAAGCUGUGUCGAAUAAACUUAAUGAAUUCAAUAUGUUCGAGAAAUUGGGUGAGGAGAGAAAAGAAAAGAAACGACGCCCAAAAACAGCCAAGACCUAUACUUCAAAAUUCCGUUCAACAGGAUUAGAAGGUGAUGAUGAAGGUACGACAAGCAAGAGUAGUGCUAGCACAAUGGUAACAUCCAAAAAGAAAGGCAGUUUGCCUAGUAAGGCAUUAUUAGAUGCCAAAAAACGCGCUGCUGUUCCAACAAGUGUGUCAAAAGUAUCAGCAAUUAAUGCUUCACUUCCUGUCUCAUCUGCACCGUUCGUUGAUAAAAAACCUGUUUCACACACUCCUGCAAGAGUCAUGAUGAGCAAUACAUUUAUGGAUGCUCUGAUGGAUCCAGGACAUAAGAAACCUCCUCCAAAGCAAGCUAAAAAGCGGUCGACGUUGAAUUUGAAACCAUCGAUAUCCGUUAUACCGAGUGUUAUGGAGGGACUAUAUAGUGAUACCUCAAAAUCGCUUAAUAAAGAAAAACAGGACGAGGGAUCGGUAGAGGAAAAAAAAGAAUUGGUAGUGGAAGAACCAAACAUUGUACCAAUUGGUAAUCGAAAGAUACGUUUCGCUGAUGAAAAUGGACAGGAGCUUGUUGAAGUUCGGUAUUUUGAAGUAGAAGAGGGUGAAAGAUUAAAUGUUAGCAAAUUGUCGUCUGAAGACAUGAAGCACCUCGAAAUGCAACGUGAACGAACAUUUAUGAAAGAACAACGCAGCCUACAUAUAACUGAAUUUGGCUUCAAUACUGGUCGUUCGGAAGGAAUCACUCAUAUUCCAUGGAAAUUGAUACCGCUUACGGAUGCUAUAUUUUUUGAACGUCGAGGUUCGCAGAGUGAAGCGAAAAAAAUUGAGGAAGAGCGGCAAAAGACUAUUAUGAUGCCAUUUUAUGAUCCCUCGUUACCAGCCGAAUUGGCGGAUGCUGAACCAGAGUUGUUAACUGGUGCUAUAUUACCACCAACCGAAAUACCUUUGGAAUCUGAAGCCGAUGAUGAAGAUCUUAAUCAGGAUGCUGCUACCACUGCUGGAGGUUCAGCAAGUCAUAAUCAGAGUGAAGGAAAAGAAAUAGAUGUCCAAAAAUUAAUGACUGAACUAAAAAAGAUGGGCCUUGUUGGUUCAAGUUCAGAUUUAACAAGCAUACUUAAUAAAGUAUCUUCAACUACUUCUGCUGUUACUGGUACAAUAGCAACAUCAGUUCCUUCUGCAUCACAACUCCCUGUGACCACAACUCCAACGUAUGCUCAGUUAACAACACAUUCCGCCGUUCCAAAUAUUCUGAAUAUGUCUUUACCGCCACCUCGUUUUGCUCAUGGACUUCCAAUGCCACCUGUUUUAUCAGCAGGUCAAUAUAUACUUCCGGUUCAGCAACAGCAACCUCUUCUGAAUGGUCCAGUUCCGGCUGGCGUUACACCAACAAUAGGUGUAGAUUUGACUACUCAAAGUGGUCCAUCUACAUCUGAAGCACCAUCUUAUGGUGCUUACGGCCGUACUGCAGUCAAACAGUGCACAUUUUAUCAAUCGGGUACGUGUAGUUACGGUACGAGAUGCAGGUUUGCGCAUGGUGAUGAACCAACUGUGGGUACCCAAGGGUACGGUUACAGUGAUGAACGAGGACGAAGUUUUAGACGCGGUGGUCAGCCGUUUAGAGGUGGUUCACGUCGAGGUGGAGCAGAUGGUGGAUAUAGACGUGGACGUGGUGGACCUUCAUUGGGUCGUAGGGGAUUUUAUGAUCGCGACAGAGAAAGAGAUCGUGACAGGGAACGGGAAUAUGACUAUGAUCGUCGUGUACAUGAUCGCUAUGGAAGGAGACGGAGGAGAAGUUCGUCGAGAUCAAGAAGCAGAAGUCGAUCAAGGUCAAGGUCAGCGAGUCCGUUCGAAAGACGACCAUAUUCACCUGAUCGUCGUAGGCGUGGUAGUCCACGUGUAAUGCAUGAAUGCGAGCAAGAGGAACAUUUCGAAAGACGGUUGAGAGGAGAUGAUCGAGAACGAAAUGACCAGCAUGUUAUCUGUGUUGAAAAUCAACUGACUGAUAUCAAACCACAGUUGCAGGAACAUCAUCUUACAACAGAACGACAAUGUGACAUGGAGACUCUGAAGGGCAUGGAAUCAGUGACAAAUGCGGAUCAGCGUAGGUCACCCCCUGAAGAUCCACUACCGUCCACAAAACCAACUGAGAGCGUUCGAUCAGUUGCUACUGAUUCUCCUGCGAGUCCAAUCUAA
This is a messenger RNA of Brugia malayi, 3849 nucleotides long. RefSeq lists its product as hypothetical. Bases 1 to 3849 code for a protein of 1282 amino acids. The transcript has 22 exons. NCBI's taxonomy places the organism in Eukaryota, Metazoa, Nematoda, Chromadorea, Rhabditida, Onchocercidae. Gene Ontology annotation, molecular function: metal ion binding. The record is from RefSeq and is a predicted model, not a curated record.